Molecule: messenger RNA, 831 nt
Organism: Aspergillus caelatus
Lineage: Eukaryota; Fungi; Ascomycota; Eurotiomycetes; Eurotiales; Aspergillaceae
Product: BTB/POZ domain-containing protein
Exons: 2
Coding region: 1-831 (276 amino acids)
Molecular function (GO): protein binding
Source: RefSeq, a predicted model, not a curated record
AUGUCUGAACUAAAGGACGUAAUGCGAGACUUACUUCUACGAGGUCAAUUCACUGACAUGGAGAUUCAUUGUCAAGGGAUUACGUUCAAAGUUCACCAGGCUAUUGUUUGCACUCAGUCCAGCUAUUUCCAUAGCGCAAUUUGUGAUGGCUUCAAGGAAUCCACGGAGAAAGCUAUCCAUCUUCAGGAUGAGUCCCCAGAAACCAUGGAGCGUGUUCUAUCCUUCCUCUAUCUCAGAGAGUAUAGUGAGGAUGGGCACAUAGUUCAAUAUCAACCCCCUUCGGAGCUUGCCAUGCCUAACAAUGAGCCGGAUUCAACCAUUUCAGAAAACGAGCCAGAAAGCCCAGAGUCAGCGAAUCAAGCCGCUUUCAAUAACAUUGAAGUAUUUAUCGCGGCUGAUAAAUACGGAAUUAUUCCAUUGAAGACUCUGGCUACCUCGAAGUUCUCCCAAUGGGCGAAUGCGAACGUCAGCUCUCCAAAGUUUCACGAAGUCGUCGAAUUUGUCAUGACCUCAGUGCCGUCCCAUGAAUCAACUCUUCGAGAAGUUAUUGCCGACGUUAUAUCGAGACAUAUUUUCGACCAGAUCCAAGUCCCUGAGAUAGUUCAGAUCUUGGAUUCUUUUGGAUGUCUUGGGUCACUGAUUAUUAGGAAAUUGAUUAGCAACGAGCUAGUGAGACGGCCCAACGAAUAUGACAUUUUUGGGGGACUUAUUCAAAAGAUAAACUCCGCUCGUCACUGUCGGCAUUGUUUAAAAGAUUUUAAUGUGAAGUUGAUAGGCAGGGAGUAUUUCCAUGAAGGGUUCCGCUGUGCUUCUUGCAAUACACGAAAUUGA